AUGAAUCUACCAAGCAGUGAGAAUAACGAUAAAAAUAAUAACAGACAAGCUUCAACUAUACAACAACUGGCAAGUCAGAAUCAGGAGUUAGGACAACAAACAAGACAACAGGCAGUAAGCACAGAAGUAACCCCGAAGUGCAAAGUAUGGAGAGGUGGUAUGAAAAAGA
This is a messenger RNA of Racocetra fulgida, 169 nucleotides long. The record is from the annotation of a GenBank genome assembly. NCBI's taxonomy places the organism in Eukaryota, Fungi, Glomeromycota, Glomeromycetes, Diversisporales, Gigasporaceae.